AUUGCUACGCAUGGAACUGUGUAAAAUCGGUCUCGUAAACUUAUUUGGAUAUACAGUAUGCACGUUCUCAAAUGCUCAAAAAAAAAAAAAUUCAUACCGUAGGACUUGUGCAUCAUCCGAAAGGAAAAUUAGGAAGAGAGACCUGCCAGAAGUUCGGAGACAAAUUGGA
Messenger RNA from Racocetra persica, 169 nucleotides. Lineage: Eukaryota; Fungi; Glomeromycota; Glomeromycetes; Diversisporales; Gigasporaceae. The record is from the annotation of a GenBank genome assembly.